AUGGCAGACUCCGAUGACUUCGCGCAGGCUCCAGGUCUCAGGUCCCUCGAGACGUCCACUUUGGUGCUCUCCCUGCCCACCACGGGGCUUGGAUCUCAGUCCUGCAUCAUGGAGCCUGCCUCCGAGCCUGACCGGCCACAGUGGCAGGCAGCACUCGUCCCGCUUACAGUGGGGACCGAAGUGGAGGUGAUCGACGGUCACAGACGUCAUCUCGUCGGUCGCCGAGGGAUUGUGCUCCCUACCUUGGAGUGUGACCGCAACACUACGCGGAAUGUGCGGAUCAUACAAGGCCCUCGGGAUGAACAACGUCGUAUUUUUACAAUCGACAAGGAGCACCUCGCUCCCCGACUGGGGUUGGAAGCCACACAAGCUUCCAUGUGUGAUGGAAUGGAGCCGAGUCUGAGGUGGAGAUGUGCUCCCCCACCAUUAACCAUUUACAGCGCCCGAUACCUCCUCGGCUACCAGGCCCUGGAGACCAUGGUGCCUCCGGCGGCACCCAAACGGAAUCCAGCUGGCCACUAUAUCCAUCCCCCGGUGGACGAUGCUACGCUUGAGGCACCCUGGGAAAAACACGUUGACCAAGCUCGCGAUCGUCCCUACUACUAUCACCCGGGGACAAAGCAGGUGACCUGGCGCAAACCUCGGCCUGCCCUGGUUCUUCCGAGGGAAGAGGAGACUGGGCCCACCAAGCCCAGGCGAGGCAAGACUGCGAUACCACAACCUCGUACUCCUAGUCCGCCUCCUCCCAAGAGGAUGCGAAAGCAUCCCACCAGCGAUGCUCAGCAGAACACUACGAGCUCUACGACCCAGUCGUCAGCUUCUGCCACAGCUACAGGGACACCUACUACAGAGAGGAAGCCCGCUCCGGCCUUUGAUCCCCAAUCUUCUGGUGGCCCUUCUGAAUGGAACCUGGCCGAUCAUGCUUUACCUGCCUCUCCAGAUCGGGUACUGAUCUGGGGGACCAAGGCCAGGACACAGCUGCCCCAACCGCCGAGUGCUCCUGCUUGUACCCUGGAUGUGGAAAGGUUUCUGCAGAGCUUCUUCAGGACACGGCAAGGCCCCACUGGCACACCUCUUGCCACCCUGCUUGGGGACCCAGUCCCGCAACCUGAUGGUUGGUGGAGGCUCCCGUGGACACCACUGGAUCCAUCGCACUGCGAGCUGCUGUGUCAGGAUGGCUGGCUAAGGGGCUGGCACGGAUGUAAGAUGGAGGCACUAUACUCCAUCAUCUACCAUGGCCAACUUCUCCCGAGCACUGACGAGUCGAAAGGCGACAGAUUCCUGGCAGGCUGUCCAGGGGUGUAUCUGCACCGCGACAGCCUGCAACACAAGGUGGAGAACUACAUGCGAUGGAUACCACUAUGUGGAGAUGGUCUCUUUUGGGCUGCCAAGUGGGAGGUGGUGUAUGCUCCCUCGGGGAGCAACAAACAUGGCAAGCGUACUGAUCAGGUUAUACAAAGUGCUGAGUCGGUGGAGCUGGUGGCCCUCUGGCUCUCAGUGCGCUCCGAGAACAUGCUGCCUGAGGGAACUGCUGUGCAGGCCACAUGGACGCCCGCCCGUGAGGCCAACCCUUGCCUCACAGAGUCCAAGCGACGAAGCAGUGCUUUGAUACAGGCUGUGGACUUCGCGGCACUUUCUGCCUCCUCCAGACCUUUGCCCAGCUCCAGUUCGCGGUCUGACCCGGCGAUCGACGACAAAGGCCGACUCAAGCCGACACCCAAAGCACGUGGUCGCCUGCCACACAUCCCUUCUGAACUAGAGAAGGACUGCACACCUGCACAAGCGAAGCUCACCAUACAGGCAGGAGAUCUCGUCCUUCGAUCGGCUACAGCACAUAGCUCGGAGACUCCCAAUGCUCCGACCACGGUUUCGGCUGCUACCUUGGCCGACCCAUCAGAUCCACCUCAACGAGGACCCAAACGGGUUCGAUCUGAUGCUUCCUCUCCGAAACCAAGGAGGAUGCAGACACGGCCCAAGCCGAGACGAUCGAUUUGGUUUGAUGUCACGGACAAUCCGGCUGAUCAACCACUUACGACCUCCUCCACUGCAGCCAAAGGCCGUGGCACUGGGAUGACCAAAGCUGCGAGGCACCAAGAACGUGUCCGCAAGAAGAUGGCCAAGAAAAUGGAAGAAAUCUUCCAGGCCAAUAGUCUAGCCUACUGGCGGCUUCGUCAAACCAGGAUGACACAGGUGGGUUCCCUGCUCACAAACCUUCGUUGCUCCUUCCACCAGUCUGUCUUCGCCAUUGGGCGCAGGCCAGUGGAUCGAGCAGACAUCACCUCGAGAUAUGUUCCUGUCCAAUUUGUGCAGGACAUCCCGGGCACGUGGCUGGCCUAUCGUCUGGCGGUCUUGCCCUCCGUCGACUACGCAUUGCACCAGCCAGACCCCGGGCACGACGCCGUACCCCAGGCAAUGCCCUCGCCCCAUCCUGCUACCGUCCAUUCAAAUGCGUACACAUUUGCCAGGAAGAGAUCCUACAAACGUGACCUACGUCGUGCUGCACAAGACGAGGCUGAGCGUCGCAUGCAGCAGGCCGCUCUGAAAGUCUCCCAGGGACGCCUGCUGUUCCUCUCAUGGAAUGCUGGAGGCUUGUCCCAGGCCCUGUGGCAGGAAUUCUUGCUGCGAGACCGCUCCGUCUGGGACUGGCUGCCUGGAGACUUGGUGGAUAUCACCUGUUUGCCGCUCUACCUGGGAUCCGAGAGUUCAAAGUCUACGCUCUGCUGUCCAGGACAGCAUCGGCUGGCACUAUGGCAAACACCGCCUAUGCAGGAUGGUAUUCGCUCCAUGUGGCAGGCCUACCGAGUCUGGAAGACAGCCAAAGCUCAAGCUCAGCAUAAUCCGCUUUAUGUUUCCAGGUGCUACCAUCACUUCAAGACGGCACACAAGGCCUUUCGUCGUGCCGGGAAAGAAGCCAAAAAGCACUGGUUCCAUGGCAGGCUACAGGAACUCCAGACUGCUGCCAGUUCAGGCGACUCUCGCAAGCUAUAUGCUGGCAUUCGUACCUUAGCUCCCAAAUCCUCCAAGCCGAAGGUUCAACUGCGAGAUUCUGGCGGACACCUGCAGGAUCCCAAGACCCAGCUAAAACAGCUGGAAACGCACUAUCGCAAAUUGUAUGCUGCGGACGAGGAUGGCAGCAUACAGGGCCCCCAGCGACAGCCCAUUCACAUUGAAGUCACGGAGGCCGAAAUGACCCUGGCUGACCUCGGACCUUGUUGCGCCUCUCUUGUGCCAAUGGUGCCGGCAAUGGCCUCAAAUACCAGAGCUUUGGAGAAGCGCAUGGUUGCGAAAUUGCGCCCCUACGCCGAGAGAUUCCUUGCAGACCAGGCACAAUUUGCAUAUCUGCCAGGUGCACAACUAUCGCUGGACUUGUCCAGUGCUUUUGACCUCAUGGACUGGCGCCUGCUGGACAAGGCUUUACUAGCGUCCGAAGUUCCGGCUGAGCUCAGACACCAAAUCAUGUCCUGGCACUCUGAAAUCUCCUAUGUCCUUACUCACCUUGGGCACACUGCCAAGGUGGAGGCCCAAAGAGGACUUAGACAAGGGUGUAAACUGGCUCCGUUGCUCUGGACACUCGCCCUAGCACAGAUAUAUCGUGAGAUCCUUGCUGAGGGGGACCCGCUUCUCACAGCACCUUGGCUAGAGCAAUGCUCCACGAUUUAUGCUGAUGAUAUACACCUCAAGGAUACUGUGCAGAACACUCGUGAGCUGGACGACAUGGUGUAUCGCUUUAGCAAGAUCCUCGAUGCCCUUGCGGCCCAUGGUAUGGUCAUCAACUCGGCCAAAUCAGCAUUGCUACUGAGACACAAGGGCAGUUUCAUCAGAGGCUGGCUGCGCCGACACCUCAUACCCAAACCCGAGGGGGACCUCCUGCGUUUUCGCAGUCCACGGGGAACAGUGUAUGAAAUUCCAUUGCGUGACCAUCACACGUACUUAGGCAUACGCAUCUCCUACCAUUCACAGGCCAAACAAGCAGUCACCUAUCGGCUGCAGGCUGCGAACCAGGCCUGGCAAAGACUCCGUGGUGUACUGUGCUCCACCAGGCAUCUCGCUCAGACGCAUCGUCUCUGUCUAUGGAAAUCCACAGUGCUUCCCACGCUGCUCUAUGGCAUCGCAGCAUCCAACCCAGGUGCCAAGGACAUCCAGCGAAUGCAGCACAUGAUGACCAAGCAGGUUCGAGCCAUCACACGAUCCUUUGCACAUCUUCAGAAAGAAUCCACACAGGACCUUCUACACAGUAGAAUCAGCUCGAGACACUGCCGCUACACUUCACCUCCAAGUGCAACGCCAAUGGCAGGUAUGCACAUGGAACAGAAGGACUUCCAACGUGCAGACACUGUGCCCACCCCUUUCGACAAUGGGAUCUCUCUCCGGGGACUCACAUCCUGUCAAACGAACAGGAUAGCUCCACUUCGCCGAGCCACGAGGUGGACUGACCUCCUUGUGAAACCGGAGACCUACUCGUAUCUCCAGCACCACUGCCCGCUGUGUUACCAGUGGCUAGCCACCCCUACCAGCAUCAAGUAUCAUCUCACCAUGCAACAUCCAGAGUGGAAAGAAUGCCAACCUUGCACCAUGACACUCUGCGCGGAUCCCAUGGAGCUGGACGAACAGGAGAAGCAAUUUUGGGCCCAUGCCGGUCCGGUCAAACGGGACCGGAACAAAGGCAAGGGCAAGGGUACCAAGGGCAAAGGCAAGGGAAAGCAGGGCCUACCAAGUCCAUCCAGUGCCAACCAGGACCUGCAGCCACUGGGAAAUCACGAUCCAGACUGGAUGGAGUACAGGAUGAAUCGACUAUCCCAGCUGGUCCUUCGUCAGGAGCAAAUCAUCUCAGCCAUCCGUCAGGAUCUGGUCCUUUACCUCUUUGUACGAUCAGGGCCAGAAGGGAUGGUACCGGUUCUCUGCGAAGCAGCGGAGAAGUGGAGGAAGAUGAAAGAGGAAGAACCCGAGAAGAUUACUUACUCCCUCAAACUCAUGCUCUUCAAGCAGCUGCUCAUCACCUUACACCAGAGGUUGACCAACAUGAUUGCGGACGAGGAUGCUCUCGCCAAAGCCAAGAACCUGAACUGGAUCGACGAUCAGAAACAUUGGAAACAUCUUACAUGGAAUCCUACCAAACAAUGUCUGGAAGUCGACAACUCGGUGAGGCCAAUACCGGCGGAAGAUCUGUUGGCCCAACUGGUUCAGAUGAGGAAGGCUGUUACGGAAGAGACCCUGGUGAGGUUCAAGUCCAUGAGGAAGCUCACCACGGAGGUGACCUCCGACUGGAUUCAAUUCCAGAUCUGCAUGUCCCUUCGCCCAGAGGGAGGAGCCAUGUGGAGCACGCUGAACCAGUGGAUCGGACAAGCAUCGUGGCACACCCUGGGCUGCAGGCUUCGCCGCGAUCGGCCGAACUACGACACCCUGGUCCAGGAAGUGUGGCAACAUCAGAUGCCAUACUGA
Messenger RNA from Symbiodinium sp. CCMP2592, 5439 nucleotides. The record is from the annotation of a GenBank genome assembly. Lineage: Eukaryota; Dinophyceae; Suessiales; Symbiodiniaceae.